AUUAAAGCUAUACUUACCAAACAGUAUUCAGCAUGGACUAUUGUAACACUGUAUGGCCAGGAAACCCACGAUCUAAGAGGUCAGGCAAGCUUAACCACCGCGAGAUGGUGGGAUUUCAUGAUCCUCCUGAGGAAGCUCAUGGCGCUAAUGUUGACACCCAGGCCUAAGGAAGCCUUAGCUCUAGAACCAACAGGGACAUUUGGAUUCUCCAAGCCUUGCCAACAAGACUUCAAAAGCCGCGUUUCAACGGAUCUUUCAAAAUCAGCCAAUCUAGAAGUGGAAGAGCUUGACAUUGCUGGAGGAUGUUUCCAUGGUUGCUUUCCCAUGGAACGUUCUGGAUGCACCUAACAAACAGGGCAGCAGCAGCUUACCUUUGCAGAACUUUGCCCUGAACAAUUCAACUGCUGAACACCACCAACAACAACCACACACCCUACAAAUCAACGCGCUUCUCGUCAGAUCAUCAACUCUGGGUGCUCACCAUUCUAGCGAAAUCAAUUGGAGGCGCCAAUGGGCAUGCAGCCCCUCCCUCAAGGGACACAAGCAGUCAGAAGACAUCCAAAAGACAGCGCAAUGCAUUGAAAAGCACCUGUCCUACAGACAUGACAACUGCUAUUAUCCAGUACUCGUACGCAUGCCUGCAACCGGCAUAAUCGCCUGUCAGGACAAGCAUAGAAUGGGACAUUCCCAAGUUGGCAUCGUGUCCUCGGAACCGUUGAAUGGUAGGCAGCGAGCCAGGGUUCGCGAGGACUCUGCUUGUUUUCUUUCUUAAACUCGGAAGAUGCCCACCGAGAUGCUGGAUUGGCUGCGAUGUGAUUUUUCGCAUCUGUUAAGUACCAGCAAAGGAGUUCCCUCCCCGUCUUGGAAAUUAUGCUGACAAUACUUGCGCCUUUUAUACAGUACAGGGCUCCCACAGGGCUUCAAGCCCCGAUCGGUUACCGGAUCGCCUUCCUUCCAGACUUGCAGAUCCCGGCUUGGCUAUGGUUGAAAGCUUGUGCCAUACGCAACGAAUCAAUCGAGCCAUGAGGUAACGGCAGAUGACGGUCCUCGACAGUUCUCCACGGGACUCGUCUCUAAUUCAUUGGAUCUUGGGUCCCCCAUCCCAUACACCAGAGCAAUGGAAAGGAAAGGAUACGAUUCAUUCACCCGCCUUCCGGCCAUGAAACUGAUGUUGUAUUACGACAAUUGGGCAACAAAAUAUAUGAUGAACCAAGUAUCCGCACAGCGUACCGACACAUUGCAUCUGAAUGAAGAAUUGGAUUGGAGACAAGUCAUCGACGACAAUGACCAUCUACCCAAUGAGGGUUCCCAAUAAAGAUAACGCUCACUGUUCUGAAUGGCCUGAUGAACGCAGAAGCUGUAGCAAACGGGCUCUUGUGCGAGGUUGGGAGAGGAAGACUUUGAACGUGGCUGGUACGACCGACUGCAUGUCCACACUUUUCAACGAUCUCUUGGAACGACUCACUUGGGUCAACUACUCCGUAGAGGAGCGCCGUUUCGCCAAGCAAUCUGGAGAAAGUAGCCCUCACCGCUGCUUUCCAGACACUCGCCAAUGGAGACUUAACUGACAGGCUACGUAGUCCCACAGAUCUUCAACGCAACAAUAACUACUGCGAGGUCGGCCCAGGUAUAUCUACCACGAGCUUGGUUAUUGACGAUAGGGAUGCUUAUGACCGCUCUGAUGCUUCAAAUUCUUUGAUGACCAGCACCCAUGGCAAGGUUCAAGAACCGAUUCGCCAAUGACCAUUUUUUUCUGUCCAAUAAUAUUUUCCCAAUAUCCAAAAGCCCAAUCAUCCCCUAGUAGUCCGAAGAAUGAUCGUAGGGAAGGUUUCACAACACCACUCUGAAUGACAUUUAUCCUGAGUAUGUCUACUCGUUAAACGGAUUACCAAAAUCAAUACACGGAUAAGGCAAUUGAUUUUGAGAUAGUAUGCAUGGUCGGAAUGCUGGGGCUGAUGCAGCGAGGAGAUGGUGGGAGAGACCCGGGGAAAUCGACUUGCGUCCGGAGAAUGGACAGUGGACAAACGGGCAAUGACUGCGACUGGAAACAACUGACAACGCUUCAAAUAAUGCUCUUAUAGCGGUUCGCUGUUAAAUUCCUGCUUCAGAGACCUGCAAGCAGAGGGUUCAGAGUACCCCAAACCAGUCACACCACGACUGGAUCCGGAAGAGGGGCCAGAACAUCCUGAUUGCUUUUCCAGCUCGGAGGCUAGUCACCAAACCACGUGUUCAUACAGUAACUCCGAAACAACGGCUUCUGACUGGGGCAAGUAGUUCGAACUUCGAAUGAGGUACUGUGUACUGGGUACCCAUCUACCGUCGUUACUGUCUCCACGUUGUAGUGACGUGCAAAUGUCGGGCGGCCGCUGUGAUACUCGGGGCGGUGUUCUUGCUUUGGCGGCAUCGUCGGUUGUGACUACAGGUCUUUCCAGGCUGACGUGCUAGUGGAUUAGACGCUGAGUUGCCCAAAGAUGCUGACUGUGGAGUGUUAUGGUACUGGUGGUACAUGAUUGACAUCUACCCGCGUGGCUCAUGAGCACGAGCGUGAGGCUUGUGAGGUGGCUGCUUCCUGAGAAGAGCUUUAUUCACUGGGGGAUGCGAUGGAGAAGUCUCCUCCAUGUAGUGCUACAGUUCUGGUACUCCCUACUGUCGUCUCCUCCUAAGACCCUCCACAGCAGGCUUGGCGAGGUAGGACGGGAUCGGUGAAGCAGGAGUACAGGAGUACAGGAGUACAAAAAAGAGACUCGAGGAUGGAAAUCCCAGGAGUUGAAGAGGGGUGCUGCCCAUGGGUAAAAAGCCCUGGCCGAAGCUGCAGCAUGCAUGCAUGCAGCAGGCAGGGGAGGGCUCGCCGCUCGCUCCAAGCCCUUGACCGUCGACGACAUUUGGGAGGGCUCGAGUAUUCUUUUGUGCUUCUCAAGGGUUGCGUAGCGUCGCCUUUGGGCAGACAUCGAGAUGGUCUUCCUUUUGGAUCAUGCCGGGCCAUCUGAUCUCUCGAACGAAUUUCCACCACGCGUGCUGGGCCGAGGGAAGAACGGGGACAUCGCUUCGCAAGGGGGGAGGCCUAUUCCGGACAGGAGCGCUUGCUGCUGCUGCUGUUGUAUCGUUGGGCGCUGGUUGAGUCCCAUGUAUCCAUAUCAAGGUCAGAAUUGGUAUGAUUCCACCCAAAACAAAGGUCUUGAUACACACCUAUAAAUGCUGGAAGUGAUCAGGUCGGCGUCAGGUUGGCCAGUGGGACAAUCGGCUCAUGAAUCAUUCUACUACUCCUGCGCUAGAGUAGUAGGGACUCUCUCUUUUGGAAUCACCACCAUGGCCACGCCUCAAGGCAAAAGCUCAAGCUCAAGCUCAUUCCAGUGAGGGCUAGAGCCAGAGCCAGAGCCAGAGCCAGAGCCAGAGCCCUAGCGGAGAACCAUCUCAGGCUGCGUUCCGAUCCGGUACAAAUUCGUCUUAAACUCGUCUUGGGGAAGAUUUAAUUCCUGGACCUGACUCUUGGAAACCUGACCGAACAAGACCCUAGGCGAUAUCUGCUGCAAGAAAGCAAAGCGCAAGCACGGCGGGCGGUGAGGAAUUGCCGAGCUGCGUCGGUGCAUCCAUGCCCAUCCAUCUGCAUUGUACUGCGUACUGCCUGCACCAUUCACGUUUGUUUCCAGGUCCAUCAACACCUCUGUUCCGUAGUGAACCACGACUAUCAAUUCCUUGAAUGGUUCACAAAAGGAGGCACUGAUACCCAUUCAAAUUGCUACUUGUUGUCCACCAUCACCUGGUCCCAGUGGAGCCUACACGGUCGUUUUGUUGUCAGUCGUCACGCUCAGUUUGUUCUUGAUUGUCUGCACUGCACUGGUUGUGCUUGCCCGUCUGGUUCCCGCCAUCUUUCCUCCUCCACUGAGGGGUGCGCCGAUCUCUGUCUGUCCAUCUUUCCUCAUCACAGCAACACAACACAACCACAUCCUUACCUCGUCACCUCGCGCCGAUUCGACUUAAAAGUCGAUCUGUCCCAUAUCAUCUUCCAGGUAACUGCCCCCUGCGCAUACAAUUGCCCAUCACAUGGGCAUCACUCAAAAAAUACAAGCCACAGAGCUGACAGCAUCUUGUGAUCUUGCAGGUGGCGACGCGAGUAACGAGGCACUCUGCUUCGCCUUCCAUCCUAGGUCGACCCGAUUCAAGCUGAUCCCAAUCGAUGGGUCAUGAGCUGUUACGAUCUCUAUAGCACACGAUACUGAAGAGGGUAGGAGGGGAUAGGUACGAAGUUAAUCAGUUGUAAUGGCAGAAGAGGAAGUCGAGCUGAGCUCGCAAUUGCUAUCCAAUGGCACAUUAACGACCACGAAGCGCAUGGUGGACAUCAUCCACUUCCACUACUCGUGGGUCUUGUUUGUUAUUUUUCUCGUGGCUUUCAUCGCCAACUCCAUCCUAACCGCGGAACCUCCUGGAGAAUCCAAAGAGCCUGUUCUUACCGGCCCUGGUGGAAAACCACUCCCACGAUCUGCUCGAAAAUAUAAAGAGGAGCUGCAAAAGCGAAAGAAACUCCAGGAUUUCAGUCCGGGACGAAAGUCAUUGUUUUUGUAUCUCUCCGCUGGCCUUCUUGCUACCUUUGUGGCAAAUGGAACAAAUAUUGUUGUACAUGCCCUUUAUGAGCAUGCUGCGUAUGGCGCAGACGACAGUUGGUGGUGCGGUGAGGCAACGGCUGUAAGUUGGUCCCUUAAGUAGUCACACUUGAACCUUUGCUAAUGAAUGUCUAGAUAUAUAUUUGUGCUUCGGCUUUUUUCUACAGCAUUGUCCAAAUAUCACUUGUCGAUACUACCCCGUCGCCAAGUAUCGUUCAUCAGAUUACUUGGGGUGUGGCGUAUCUAGGAGAGCUUAUCCUACUAAUAGGCACUGUGAUACUGUAUACGUCCCCCCACAAGGAGCUCGAAAUGCUUUCAGGCGCAAAGGAGAAAUAUGAUCGACUGAAUCAAUGGGAGAUCAUUGAGCUCUUCCUGGAUUUUGUUCGGGUGUUAAUUCUCGGAUUUCUGUUUGGAUUCUACACUGUCUUCUCUCUGGAACGUAUCUACAAGAGCAAGCGCCCCAGCGCGAUUCUGGAUGAAACGGCACCGCUUCUGGUCAAUGGCCAAGCCAAUGGCAAUGGCAACACUCCAGGACAUGGUUCAAUCGUCACGUCUGAAGACGGCAAUGGCGCCGCUGAGAAUGGCACUGCUGAGAAUGCCACCGCUGAGAAUGGCACACCUGGUGGCCGCCGAAGCCCUGAGACUCCUGCUUUCUACAAACCAACCACCGUGCCCAAUCGAACCUGGUGGGAAUAUAUUAGAGGGUAUUCUCUUUUCUUUCCAUACCUAUGGCCAAGUAGAUCGGUUCGAUUGCAAAUUGUCGUCCUUAUCUGUAUGGCACUUAUGUUCCUCCAAAGGAUUGUCAAUAUCGCGGUUCCAUUGCAGAUUGGCAAUGUUACAAAUGAGCUGUCAAACAAAGACGGCAGAUCGCGUGGAAUGCCGUGGCUCUCGAUUUCCCUUCUGAUCGCUUUCCAAUUCCUGCAGGGCACCUCGGGAAUCCUCGGGGCAGUAAGAUCUGUUCUAUGGAUUCCAAUUUCUCAAUACUCGUACAAAGCACUAACGACAGCUUCCUUCGAGCAUGUCCAUGGUCUCAGCCUCGACUUUCACCUGGGCAAGCGUACGGGCGAGGUUUUAUCCGCCUUGAGCAAAGGCAACGCCAUCAACAACUUUCUCGAGCAGAUUACCUUUCAGGUGAUCCCUAUGGUAUUUGACCUUGGUGUUGCUGUCGUAUACUUUGGUAUCGCGUUCGAUGCAUACUACGCUCUCGUCGUUGCUAUCAUAACCUUCUCUUAUCUGUACCUGACCAUCCGGAUGGCACGCUGGCGUUCUGACCAGCGCCGUCAAAUGACAAACCUGAGCCGGGAAGAGGAUGCUGUCAAAAAUGACUCUCUUACCUCGUAUGAAACAGUCAAGUACUUUAACGCUGAGGAUUAUGAAUUCAACAGAUAUCGAGUUGCCGUUACCGCUUUUCAAACGAUGGAGUAUAAAGUCACUAUCUCCCUGAACAUCCUAAACAUCUCUCAGAAUAUGGUAUUCAUGGCUGGUCUGUUGUGUACUUCUUUCAUCUCAGCAUACCAGGUUACUACAGGCAAACGAAAGGUUGGCGAAUUUGUCACAUUAUUGACCUACAUGGCUCAACUUCAACAACCCCUGAACUUUUUUGGCUCGUUCUACCGGAGCGUUCAAAGUGCCAUGAUCAGUGGGGAGCGGCUUCUGGAGCUCUUCAAGGAGCAGCCAACGGUUUUAGAUGACCCUAAUGCUACCGCCAUGCCAGCUUGCGAGGGACAGAUCACGUUUCGCAAUGUCAAGUUUAGCUAUGAUCAACGCAAGCCUGCAUUGGAAGACCUGAGUUUUACAUGUCGUCCUGGCACUACCACGGCAUUUGUAGGAGAAUCUGGAGGUGGCAAAUCCACUGUAUUUCGACUAAUGUUCCGAUUUUACAACGCCCAGGACGGUAGCAUCCAAGUGGAUAGUAGAGACAUUAAGGACAUCACCAUCGAUUCAUUGCGUCAACACAUUGGUGUGGUUCCACAAGAUACCAUUCUUUUCAACGAGACCCUCAUGUACAACCUUAAGUAUGCCAACCAGGACGCUACAGAUGAGGAUGUCUACGCCGCAUGCCGAGCCGCUUCGAUUCACGACAAGAUCAUGGCAUUUCCGGAUGGUUAUCUGACAAAGGUUGGUGAGCGUGGCCUUCGUUUGAGUGGUGGUGAGAAACAAAGAGUCGCCAUUGCAAGAACGAUCAUCAAGAACCCACGUAUCAUUAUGCUCGAUGAAGCAACCGCUGCAUUGGACUCUGACACAGAGCAAAACAUCCAAGAAGCAUUGAGAGCAUUGUCACAAGGAAGAACAAUGCUUGUCAUUGCGUAAGUUGACUGACCUCCGUAUCAACCUCCUACCUUGCUAAUAUAUUUCUAGUCAUCGGCUGUCUACCAUUACAACUGCAGAUCAAAUACUGGUUUUACAUGCCGGCAAGGUUGCUGAAUCUGGUACGCACCAAGAGCUCUUAUCCAUGAAGGGUCGAUAUCAUAGCAUGUGGAGAAAACAAAUUCGUGCAGAACAAGCAGCGGAACAAGCAUCUCGGGCUGUCGCCAAAGCCAAUGCACUUAAGAUGGCUGUUAUGGAACGACCGGGCAGCUCUGGAAAUGAGGCUGGCAGUGAAGACUUAAGCGAAAGCGAGGCAGAUGGCCAGGUUGAUGCCAAUGCACCAACUGAUGCCAAAGCUGCUUGUACCCCAAAAGGCUUGCCUUCCGUUGAAACAUCCGUUGAACCUUCAGUUGAAUCGUCCGUUGAUCCUACAAUUGAACCGUCCGUCAAACCGUCUGUUGAACCUUCUCCUGAAGUCAGGCUUUCAACAGCUGAUACGUUACUUGAUACCACGGCAGACCCUUGGGCCUCGUCUCCCUCAUCCGAUGAUCAUAAACCUGAUGAUAAGCCAGCUAAUGGUGCAUGAUCUCAUCAGCACGCUCGUUCCUGAGGGACUCGAAAAGGAGUGGAGAAGUUAUUCGGAGUUAAUAUGGGGUGAUUUUGUUUGUUCAGGUGUUACAACUGACACUAUUGCUAUAUUCCUCGAUUGGGGAUAGAAGAUCGCUUUCUCUUCUUGUUUUUACGAAUUUCUUCUAUAACAUUGUUCAUAAUGAAGGGACGAAAGGGUAAAGGAUGGCAUUAAAAUGGUGCAUGAAGGGCGGCUAGCGAUUGCUUUUCACUUUGCUUGGUACUUUUGGGCCUUUAAGCUCAAUAUAGAUGGAGGGCGCUAAGGCUUCGCUGUAUUUACAAAAAUGGCGGUGGAUGCAGUGUGCUCAAAAAUUCACCGGGGCCGAAACUGGCUUUAGAUAAUAAUCAAGAUGCAAAUCAUACAUAGGGUCUCAGAGAAAGAAACUCUGCAAGAAUGAACAACAGGAAAUUUGAG
Molecule: messenger RNA, 7947 nt
Organism: Hymenoscyphus albidus
Lineage: Eukaryota; Fungi; Ascomycota; Leotiomycetes; Helotiales; Helotiaceae
Source: the annotation of a GenBank genome assembly